Messenger RNA from Meleagris gallopavo (turkey), 475 nucleotides. NCBI's taxonomy places the organism in Eukaryota, Metazoa, Chordata, Aves, Galliformes, Phasianidae. The record is from RefSeq and is a predicted model, not a curated record.
UUCGGCGCCUUGUAGCGGGGCGUGGCGGGGAGCGGCGACCGGCCGGCCGGCCCGGAAGUGACGCGAGUGCGGGCGUUGACGCGAUUUUCCCGCGGUUCGGGCGCCGGGGAAGGGAGGGGAGCGAAACUAAGCGGAGCCCCUCGGUGGCCGUUUGUACGGCGGGGGCCCAACGGUCGCCAUGCCGCCCAAGCCCCUUCGCAGGGCGGGCGCCGCCAGGAGCCAGCGCACCAGCCCCGAGGGCGGCGCCGGCACCGCCUCACCGCCCGGCGGCACCCGGCUGGAAGUGGGGGAAGCGGAGUUCGUGGCUCUCUGCGAUGCGCUGAAGGCGUCGGACAGUGUGAGGGAGAAGGCCUGGAGGACGUACGAGGGCUUGGCGGCCGCCGACGGGGCUCCGGUGAGUGUGGGGGGCUGCGGUCCGCUCGGAGCGUUGCCCGGCGGCAUCGGGAUCUGCUUGGGGUGACGGCAGAGUGACACA